AGGGAAGGACAGGUAUUUAUCUGAUGAUAAAAUUUUUCAAAUAGGUUUAAUAGAGUUAGGCAGCCCAUUUCCAGUGCAAUUCACUUGAAGUUGGCUGACCAACCACUGCAAAUCCCAGUCCUAGUUGCUUGGUUUGCUUCUUUGUUGUGGCUUCCUCUAAAAUACAAAAUCCUGACCCUUUCUGCCAGUGGAAGUCCAAUCUAUAAGAAGACAUAGUUCUGCUUUGAUACACCGGGAAGUGAAAUGUGUGACUAUUUAAACCAAUAUCUAUCUGUGUUUAUGUUGUAUCUCGGCCCCAUUAGUAUAGUAUUUGAAUGCAUGAUGACAUCUCUCAAGUUAUUACAUGUGUUUCCAGAGAGAUUAACAUUUUGUUUAACCUGCAGUCUACUCAUAGAUGAAAUCUGUCCCAGGGAUCAAGAGAUAGCAUUUCCACUCCCUUAGCCAUCAUUCUCCACUCAGUUAUUGUUCCAGUAACCAGCAGAGAGAGAUGAUGAAAAGAAUACUGCCAUUUUAUUGCGUGAAUGUUGUUCAUUUAUAUCACAGAGUUAAUUUUCUUUCCUAUAGGCAAACGCCAUGGCGAAUCGAGAACAGGGAAAUGAAACGUCCAUCACAGAAUUCAUCCUCUUGGGAUUCGGCAAUCUCCCUGAACUGAAAAUCCUUCUUUUCUUGCUGUUUCUAGUGGUCUACAUUGCAACCAUGGCCGGGAACAUCCUCAUUGUGGUGCUAAUUGCAGUCAAUCAGUACCUUCACACACCCAUGUACUUCUUCCUGGGGAACUUGUCGUGCUUGGAGACCUGCUACACCUCCACCAUCCUACCUAGGAUACUGGCCAGUCUCCUGACUGAGGUUAGGACUAUUUCAUUCAGUGGAUGUCUCACACAAUAUUAUUUCUUUGCUUCUAUGGUUGCCACCGAAUGCCUUCUCUUAUCGGUGAUGUCUUAUGAUCGGUAUUUAGCCAUAGGCAAACCACUGCACUAUGCAGCCCGAAUGAGUGGCAGGUCUUGCUUCCAGCUUGCAGCUGGCUCUUGGAUAGGUGGCUUCCUAUGUAGUGGCAUAAUAACUUUGUCAAUAUCCCAGUUAACUUUCUGUGGCUCCAAAGAUAUUGACCAUUUCUUUUGUGAUCUUAUCCCCCUGAUAAAUAUUUCCUGCAAUGAUCCUCAGCUGAUGGAAAUCUUGGUUUUCACACUAUGCUUGAUAUUCUCAGUGGUCCCGUUCCUACUUACCUUGAUGUCCUACAUCUGCGUCAUUGUGACCAUCCUAAGAAUCCCUUCCACCACGGGAAGGAAAAAGACCUUUUCUACUUGCUCCUCCCACCUCAUUGUGGUGACCAUGUAUUAUGGAACUCUACUGAUUGCCUAUAUGUUCCCAACAACCAAUACACUGAGAGACAUCAAGAAAGUUCUGUCUGUUGUCUACACUGUCCUGACUCCCCUGGUCAAUCCCCUCAUCUACAGCCUGUGAAACAAAGAGGUUAAGGAGGCCCUGAGGAAAGCUUGCAGGAAAUCCAUGUUUGGAUAAUGCUAACUGAUCACAAUCCUUAGG
This is a messenger RNA of Gopherus flavomarginatus (Mexican gopher tortoise), 1542 nucleotides long. Its product is annotated as olfactory receptor 1020-like. Gene Ontology annotation, biological process: G protein-coupled receptor signaling pathway. Gene Ontology annotation, molecular function: G protein-coupled receptor activity; olfactory receptor activity. The transcript has a single exon. Gene Ontology annotation, cellular component: membrane. The record is from RefSeq and is a predicted model, not a curated record. The coding region runs from base 574 to 1461 and encodes 295 amino acids. NCBI's taxonomy places the organism in Eukaryota, Metazoa, Chordata, Testudines, Testudinidae.